AUGGCUCCUACCAUUCAAACACAACGCAGAGGCCAGGCUCCCGGGACAGCAACUCCUUCCAGACAGAUCAGGGCCCAUUUCGAUGACGAUACCAUCACGGUCUACCAAGCCUACAACGCUGCCAUUGCGGAGGCAGCUGUCGCUGCUCAAAAACUCGACGCAUCCCCAAACUUCAAACUUACCCGCAUGACCUGGAUCAAACCAAGCUGGGCGUGGAUGCUGUACCGCGCAGGCUAUUCAUACAAAGAUCGCGGCCAGGAGCGCAUCUUGGCGAUCAAAAUGACCCACGCCGGUUUCGUCGACCUUCUUCGACAAAGCGCUUUAACCCACGGCAGCGAUUUGGAUAAGGGCGACGGGCGGGUGCGCGUCCAAUGGGACCCAGAACGUGAUGUGCGGUUGGAGAAGCUUCCGUAUCGGAGUAUUCAGAUUGGGAUCCCUGCUAGUAUCUGCGGUGUUUGGGUUGCUGAAGGAAUUGUUGGAAUUGAGGAUGUGACGGCCAUGGCGCGGCAGUUGAAAAGAGUCUUGGACGAGCGGCCUGAUGUCGGUGAUGAUGAGCUGGUGGCCCUAGGCCUGGUUCCGACUGAGAAGGUAUUCCCAGUUCCCGAAGACAUUGGAGAUAUCUUGGGAAUGGAUUUCCGCAAUGAAAGUAACUAG
Molecule: messenger RNA, 654 nt
Organism: Colletotrichum fioriniae
Lineage: Eukaryota; Fungi; Ascomycota; Sordariomycetes; Glomerellales; Glomerellaceae
Source: RefSeq, a predicted model, not a curated record